Messenger RNA from Lodderomyces jiufengensis, 627 nucleotides. RefSeq lists its product as uncharacterized. NCBI's taxonomy places the organism in Eukaryota, Fungi, Ascomycota, Pichiomycetes, Serinales, Debaryomycetaceae. The coding region runs from base 1 to 627 and encodes 208 amino acids. The record is from RefSeq and is a predicted model, not a curated record. The transcript has a single exon.
AUGAACGAAAGUAUUUAUUCCAACAAUCACAACCAAAAUGAUAAUCAUAUAAUUAAUAGUACUUCAUCUUUGUCUUUAAAUGACAAUAAUUCAAAAUUAAUAGAAAAUGCAAAUACAACUGCUCCAAAUACUACAAUACAAAUAAAUCCAAUUAAUGAUAUUGAUUUUAGUAAUUUAAAUAAAAUUAAUACAAGUACUUCACAACUUUCAAAUAUUAGUGCUUCAACAACUACAUCAAAAGGUUUAUCCAAAUUAUUUUCAAGAAAAAGAUCUUUAACUAAUAUAGCUGAUAAAACUUAUUUAGGAGCAAAUUAUAUUGAUGUAGAUUCAUUAAGUUCAGAUCGUGCAAUUGAUUCCUCCACUACAAGUCAAAGAAAACAUUCAUCAUUAAGAUUAAUUAAAAAGAAACAACAAUCAACUACUGAAACUAUAUUGAAACCAGAAACUUUAGACAAAAGUCCUUCUUUACUGGGUAGUGUCAAAUCUAGAAAAAAUUCAAUUAAUUCUCCGGUUACUAGUAUUCUGAAUUUAUUUCAUAAAUCAUCCAGUUCCAAUAAAUUAGAUGGGAAAAACAUUGAUGAUCAAUUAUAUUCUGGUCAACUGAGAACUGGAGGCAAAGCUAUCUAA